GCUACGUGGUCCGUAAAAGUUGUUCCGCGCUUAUCGUCGCAGACAGGAAAGGGACUAAACAACACGUUAACGGUUCGCAGCGGGAGACACCGAUUACUUCAAAAAUGAGGCGUCCUACACUGUCCUGGUGUCUGUUCCUCAUCCUGUCCUCUUCUUUACUGUGUGCUGACUCUCAGGUGUCUCCACACCAGCAGCAGCCCCCUCCUGUAGUGGGAGGCUCAGCCCAUAUUAAUCGCCUGGACAGAAACAUGGUGCAAGACAAAGACCACAUUAUGGAACAUUUGGAGGGGGUCAUUGAUAAACCUGAGAAAGACAUGUCGCCCCAGGAGCUUCAGCUGCAUUACUUUAAAAUGCACGAUUAUGAUGGAAACGACCUGCUGGACGGCCUUGAGUUGGCCACUGCUAUCACACAUGUGCAUAGAGAGGAGAGAGGGGAGCACAGCCAGCCAAUGAAGGAGGAGGAGCUCAUCGCAUUAAUCGACGACGUCCUGAGGGACGAUGACAAAAACAACGACGGCUACAUCGAUUACGCGGAGUUUGCCAAAUCACUGGAGUAGAUCAUCCUGCUGUUUCUUUGUUUCUCUGCAUCCGGGAGGAAAACCAGGAGAAACAUGAAUGAGGGGAGGGGCGGCGAGUUUGCACAUUCUGAGCCGAACUCGCUGCGUCUUUCACAGACAAUAAAUCAGGGGUACUUAAUUUACAAAUCACUUGACAAUUCAUCAUACCAGAUGGUAGAAACAUGAAUCUCUGUAAUUUCACAAACGAUGAGAAAAAAAGGAGAAAAAAUGUAGACUUUGUACCCCGUUUUUGUAAACUGUGAUUUUCAAGGGUCAGUUUAACCAAAUGCUUUAUUUAUUUAGACCUUUAGACCUCUAUUUUUUUAUUUUCAAAGUAUACCAGCAGACCUUUGUACUGAGCAAUGUGUCAGAUUUGAUGAUUAGCUCAGCAGCAGAAACCCUAAAGCUGUAAACAAAUCGACAGUUUGGUAAAACUGACUCUGAGUGGGAGUUCACAUCUCAGUAGCACAAGAACGGACCAGUUCAUUUCAAACCCACGUCAUUUUAGAUAGAUGAAGACACGCCAACUGUUUCAGUGUCUACUUUUAGGACCAAAUAAUCCCUUGUGAUGACAAUUAGGCCAAUAUAUUGUUCCCAUGGCAAUAUAUAGGGGCCUUGAUUAGAUCCACUUUGGUUGUGAGAUAAACAAGAAAACUUGUUUAAAAGUCACCAGCAGGGGAUCAGUCAACCCUGCGUCCGCUGAUCUAUCAUUCAGUCAGAGGAUGCACGACUCUAAUCAGUCACUGCAGGAAUGUAAAGCAGAGCUGCAUCAGAUUCUGCUAAACUGAAUAAGCUAGACUGAAAGCACACUGCCAGACUCUUCUGCUGGCUGGAGUUUCAGAAAAGCACUUAAAUGAAACUGGUUUCCCUCAGAUGUUGGCUGCCUUUAAGAAAAAAAUCUAUAAAACAUAGUUUAAAUGCAUCAGGUAAUAAUUUAAUCCACCUGUGUUCGACUGAUAUAGACCUUUUCAUAUGGAUGAACUCUAUUUUUUGCCAACCAGUGUUUAUUCUUCUGUCUGUUCUGACUCUUGAUGUAAAGACAUAAAUGUUUCUCUGGACUGUGAAAAGAAAACUGUUUUACUCUGUUACUUCAAGGUAAAUUAUGUUGUUUGGUUCUGGUGGAUUAAAAUCAUGUA
Messenger RNA from Cyprinodon variegatus (sheepshead minnow), 1693 nucleotides. RefSeq names its product multiple coagulation factor deficiency 2 (gene mcfd2). Gene Ontology annotation, molecular function: calcium ion binding. The transcript has 4 exons. NCBI's taxonomy places the organism in Eukaryota, Metazoa, Chordata, Actinopteri, Cyprinodontiformes, Cyprinodontidae. The record is from RefSeq and is a predicted model, not a curated record. Bases 105 to 557 code for a protein of 150 amino acids.